UGACAUAACUAUGGUUAUAACCAAUUCUUUUCUCAGUAAAAACCUUAAAAUUCAGUUUCUAUAAAAACAUUAAAAUGUUUUCCCAUUACAAAUAAUCUUUAAUAAAUACACACAUAAUAUGAACAAAAUAAUAAGAGAUGUAUUACUACCAUGUAAUUACUAAUAUAAAAUAAUUAAAAAUUUUUUGUAAUGCUGGGGAAAAAGCGAGUAUAAAUUCAAAAAUUAAAUAAAAUGAAUAUUCACAGUGCGGCUGCUAACAUUUUAUGCCGAGGAGUCGAAUUAGAUGGAAAGAAACGAUAUACAGACGCCCUAAUUUGUUAUCAAGAAGGCAUUAAAUUACUUAUUGACUCGCUGAAAGAAGAAACUGGGAAAGGCGGAUAUGUUUGAAGUAAAAUUGAGGAGUACAUGAAAAGAGCAGAAAUAAUAAAAGAAACAAUACAGAAGCUCAAAGAAAAUGGUAGCUUUCAUGAACAAAUUACAAUAGAACAUAAUUCUACAAACCACAGUUACGAAACCGUACUUGGUAGAUUUCUUAAUGAUGAGGUAGAAACUGUUGAUAUUGAGGAUCCUUAUAUAAGAACAUUUCACCAAUGUCAGAAUUUAUUAAGACUUUGUGAAUUAAUUAUUAAAAAGUGCAAAAACAUUAAAUCAAUUCAUAUGGUUACUACUAAAGACACCAAUGGUGACCAACAAAAAUGGUUAACUGAUUUAAAAAGUAAUUUAAAGACUUACAAUACACAAUUUAAUUUUGAAUUUUCAGAAACAUUACAUGAUAGGCAAAUAAUAUUAAGUUCUGGUUGGAUAAUUAAAAUAGGCAGAGGCUUAGACUACUUCAAAGCACCAGAAAAUAAGUUUUGCUUAGGAGUUUAUGAUUUAGAUUUUAGGCCGUGCUAUGAAACAACCAUUGAUAUAUUCCAUUCUAGCACACUGAAAAAGUAGUAGUAAAUAAAUUUUAAAAAAUUAGGUAAACAGAAAACCGAGAAAUCUAUAUUUUGUAUGAAAUUUUAUAACAGUAAAGAACAAAAUAUUAAUUUAUUAUGGGAAUAUUCCUGGGUCCCAAUGAGUAUGUAAAUUUCUUUUUCUAAUAAAUUAUAAUUAAAUUGUAA
Molecule: messenger RNA, 1106 nt
Organism: Agrilus planipennis (emerald ash borer)
Lineage: Eukaryota; Metazoa; Arthropoda; Insecta; Coleoptera; Buprestidae
Product: MIT domain-containing protein 1-like
Source: RefSeq, a predicted model, not a curated record